Messenger RNA from Acaulospora morrowiae, 1047 nucleotides. The record is from the annotation of a GenBank genome assembly. Lineage: Eukaryota; Fungi; Glomeromycota; Glomeromycetes; Diversisporales; Acaulosporaceae.
CUCCUGUACGACUUUUCGCGACGAUUUGCUUCUCCUGCGGAAAGUCCCAAAGCGCAAGGAAAAGUGAUCGGCAUAGAUUUAGGAACAACAAACAGCUGUGUUGCCGUUAUGGAAGGAAAAAAUCCUCGCGUUAUUGAAAAUUCCGAAGGAGGACGUACAACACCUUCCGUUGUUGCUUUCACGAAGGAGGGUGAAACAUUAGUUGGGAUGCCUGCUAAACGUCAGUCCGUUGUCAAUCCAGAGAAUACAUUUUUCGCUACAAAGAGGUUGAUCGGCCGAAAAUUUAAGGAUUCAGAGGUACAAAGAGAUAUUUCACGUGUUCCAUACAAAAUAGUUGAACACACGAACGGCGAUGCGUGGCUAGAGGCACGUGGAAAAAGAUACAGCCCUUCUCAGAUUGGCGCAUUCGUGGUAGCAAAGAAGAAAGAAACUGCAGAGGCCUACUUGGGGAGUACCGUGAGAAAUGCAGUUAUCACGGUACCUGCGUAUUUCAACGAUUCUCAACGCCAAGCCACAAAAGACGCGGGUCAAAUUUCUGGACUCAACGUACUCCGAGUUAUUAAUGAACCUACUGCGGCCGCACUGGCCUAUGGACUUGAUAAAUCCGACGAUAAAAUUAUCGCGGUUUAUGAUCUAGGCGGUGGAACAUUUGAUAUAAGUAUCUUAGAGAUACAAAAGGGCGUGUUCGAAGUUAAAUCAACAAAUGGAAAUACUCACCUGGGCGGCGAAGAUUUCGAUAUUACUCUGGUUAACCAUAUCGUUGAUCAGUUCAAAAGAGAUCAAGGGAUUGAUUUGACUCAAGAUCGAAUGGCAAUCCAACGCAUACGCGAAGCCGCUGAAAAGGCGAAGAUUGAACUAUCGUCUACCCUACAGACUGAUAUAAACCUUCCAUUUAUUACCGCUGAUGCUACUGGGCCAAAACAUGUCAACAUGAAACUGACUCGAGCCACGCUUGAAUCAUUAACAAAGAAUCUCGUCGACCAGACGGUACAACCAUGCAAAUCUGCUUUGAAGGAUGCCAACAUUGACGUUAAUGAAAUCGGUGAA